AAUAUGGUUAAUGAGUCUUCUGUGCUAGGGUGACAGCUCUGUGAGAUGGGAGCAGUGUCUGCCUUGCCCACCCCUUCUCUCCAGGACCUUCCACUGCAGGCAUUUGAUGACCAGCUGAUGCCUGAUCGUGUGGUAUUUUGUUUCACAGGAAUAGACAAUCUACAGAUAACAGUCAGCCCAACCCCGGAGUCAUUUCCUCAUGGGAAAGUGUUACCGAUUGCACCAACAUGGCCUUUCUCCGAAGUCCAGUCUUCCUCGGCAGUGGCCAGAAUCCAGAAUGUGCUGGGACCGUCCCCUGACAACACGAGCGUGCUGCAGUUCCCCCGAACACCUCCUCCCAAGACACACCGCAGAGCUAGGGCUCACGGGGACUUCUCUUCCUCCCCUUACCAAGGAAGUGGCCAUAGCACCUCCCUCGAGCCUUCCAAGGAUUCCACGGAGUCUGUGGUCCAGCCGAGACCUCAAGGGGGAAAAGACACAACCUCCGUGUCAGGUUUGCCUCACACCAGCAUGCUCCCCUCAUUGUCCAUGACCCCAUCUCAGCCAGUAUGGGUAGGGACUCCUUCCAUUUCAACACAACAUUCCCCAAGAUCAGACAUGCUCCCAUUUUUCCCUCCACCUUCAUCCUCUUCAUUGCCUCCUGACUCACCUCAUUCCAUCAUCUUUUCUAAACCAGCCGAACGACCCACCCAAGUGCCUUUCUUCCCCCAAACAGCUCCACCUGUCUCCUCGUCAAGUCAGAGCAUAGCUAAUUCCCCAAGCCCAUUUGCUGGUGAAAUGAACCACACUCGGUCCAAAAAUGCCCAGGAUUUGAUAGGCAUCCCUCAUCUAGGUUUUUCUGGAUCCUCAGCAGUGCAGCGGCCCGAGCUGCGCCCCACAGCCAGUCCUCACUCUGCGGGCUCCCCCACACCUGAGUUUUUGAGCUCCGUGGCAGAACUGGCCCCUCUGCCUCCCCCUGCCCUGGUGCCUGGAAGUCUUCCUUGGCUUCCAGAUGGACCUCCCUCAUGGUCAGUGUAGGAAGUGGCUUCCAGUCCCACAUCCACCCACCCCGUCGAAGCUGGGCUGGCUGAAGGAGUGCACAGUGGGGUGUCUUUGCCUACUGCUAAGAGUGCAGCCGCGGCAGCAGGGACCCAGGAGGCUGUGUCUUCACUUUUCCAGACUGCAGAAUCAGUGGCAGUGGAAACGACCAGCAGAAAGCUAGCCCCUGCUACCGCAAAUGACUCCACUCACCCACGGCAUUUGUCAGCAGCUCCAGAGAAUUCCGAAGGGCCCAUCCUUUCGGCAGAACACACGGCUUCUUCGUUGGUGCCUUCUCCUCUGCCUCUCCCCACUGCCAGCAGAGGGCAAGCCGUCCUUCCUGGGGCAUGGAAAAGCACAGCAGCAGCCUUUCCCUCAGCUCCCACUUUCCCCCAGCUGCUACAGAUUCAUGCCUCCCCAUCCACGGCGCCCCAAAUGCCAACUCCUCAAGAGGAGGGCACCGACGGAGCCCCUCCUGCCGUGGCUACAGACCUCCCCCUCUCAAGCAAAUCCCCCGAUCUUCUUUCCACGACUUGGGUCUUUCCCCUGUGGGAAGAAAAGAGCGUGAAAACUGUUUUAAAGAAAAACGAAAAGGCAAAUUUGACAGUUGCUCUCCAGACCCUUCCAAGUAAAGAGAUUCCAAAUCUUCACACUGUAAAUGGGUUCACCUCUGAUUCCAGCACUGAUCAUAUUUCAUCUUUUUUCAUUACAACACUAAGAACAAACCUCCCUACAGAAUUAGCUCUCCCUUCCAUGCCCUCCACGAGCACCCAGACUAUUUCCCCAUCCCCCAGCUCGUCCAACAUCAACCCAGAGGCUCAUGCAGCUGUGGUAGACCACUCUGAGUCGCCAGUCUCAACUUCCCAGCAGGUGACAGCAUUUCCCUCCUCCGCUGAGGUCUAUGAUUUCUCAACAAUGAGACAUGUGAAAAAGCCAGCAACCACAGAUGUUUUCUGGAGUUCUCUUCCCACAGAAACUGGAUCCCUCUCCAUAGAGCCAAUGAUAUCUGGCUUGCUGCAGCAAACAAAUUAUGAUUUAAAUGGGCACACAAUUAACUCCAGCAGUUGGGAAACUCAUUCAGCUUCAACUCCUCCUCCCAGUGGUUCAACUUGAGCUGCCAGUACAAUAAAAUCUUCAGAUUUCAGAGCUACUGCUGGGCAUUUAGUGACUGCAGAAGGCUUUAACAUUCAGCUUCCAGUCCUUCGUACAAGCCCCAGCCAGCCCAUUCAACAGUCAGAGGUUACCAUGGUUGGAAACCAUACAGACUUCGUGUCCAUAACUGGUAACCAUUCCAGAGACUUCCAAACAGCUGCGGUUGGAGAGUACCCAUCUGCAAGCCAACAUGCUGCAUCUUGUCCCCACCUGCAGCUGCCUGUGCAUCCAACACGUGCUCUUUCUCCAGCUUCUCCAAGGCUGACUUCCACAGCCAGCUUGCACGAAGUGCUUUCAGAUGGGAGGGAUACGAGUCUCUCCAUUUCCAGUGACAUCUCUCCAUCUCCUGUGAUAAGCGCUUCUCCACCAUUCCAGAGUCUCUUGAGAUAUCACACUAUGGCUGAAUCUCCUCCUCUAUCAACCAGGGCCGGAUUCAGGACCCUGUCCAAAGUGCGGCUGGCUUCUCAGGGCCCCGACAAAUGGACAGCCACUCAUACAGUGUCGUCCAGGGCGGAACCGACAGCAGCAACAGCAGUAGCCACGUCGUCCCUGGGGAAAUCAAGUCCACAGGCGCUGUCUGCAGCCCUGGUCGCCAAGGGCCCCGGCAGCAGCCCGGCAGCCAUGGCCUCGGGAUUAGUCAAGAGCAGUUGGACCACUGCCCUAGCUAAAAAUGCCACAAACAGCGCAGCGCCUGGCCCAAAGACGACAGCGGGGGCGGUGCAUCCGGCCUUCUCAUUCACACCAACCUACAUGUUUGCAAGAACAGCACACACCGUGAGUGCUCAUACAGCCAUGCAAGGCAACCCAGGCACUGCCUUGGGCCUGCUGUCCACAACACACCUCCCCAGGAAACCGCAAGCCAUGCACACGGGCCUCCCAAAGCCCACCAACCCGGACAUGCCCAGGGCAUCCACCGCACGCCCGCUGACCAGCACAGCAGCCUUGACGUCCGUCACCGCCCCAGUGAGGGCCACCCGCAUGCCACCUGCACUAGCAGGAAAUACAGACGCCGCUCUUCCCGCUGCGUCGACUGCCGGGGUCACCACCGGCAAAAUGGCAUCCAACCUGGAGUGUCAGAUGUCCAGUAAGCUCCUGGUGAAGACAGUUCUCUUUCUGACCCAGAGGAGAGCACAGAUCGGUGAAACCUUGAAGUUCAGUGUAGCCAAAGGGCUCACGCAGGCAUUACGGAAGGCUUUCCAUCAGAACGACGUCUCAGCUCACGUGGACAUUCUGGAACAUUCUCAUAACGUCACUGUUGGUUAUUAUGCUACCAAAGGGAGGCUGGUGUACUUGCCUGCUGUAGUGAUCGAAAUGCUGGGUGUUUAUGGGGUCAGCAACGUCACUGCAGAUCUGAAGCAACAUACCCCAAACUUGCAGUCGGUGGCAGUCCUUGCCUCCCCGUGGAACCCCCAGCCUGCAGGCUACUUCCAGCUGAGAACAGUGCUGCAGUUUGUGAGCCAAUCCGACAACAUCCAGUCCUGCAAGUUUGCUCAGACGAUGGAACAGAGACUGCAGAAGGCCUUCCAGGAUGCUGAGAGGAAAGUCCUGAAUACCAAAAGCAACCUGACAAUUCAGAUUGUGAGCACAUCCAAUGCCUCCCAGACAGUCACCUUGGUGUACGUGGUGGGCAAUCGGAGCUCCUUCCUCAACGGCACGGUCGCCAGCAGCCUCCUCCGCCAGCUGUCGGCUGAGCUGGUUGGGUUCUACCUCACCUACCCGCCGCUCACCAUCGCCGAACCGCUGGAAUAUCCCAACCUUGAUAUAUCAGAAACAACUAGAGACUAUUGGGUAAUUACAGUGCUCCAGGGCGUGGACAAUUCGCUGGUGGGCCUGCACAACCAGAGCUUCGCCCGGGUCAUGGAGCAGCGCUUGGCCCAGCUCUUCAUGAUGUCCCAGCAACAAGGCCGGCGGUUUAAACGGGCCACCACCCUGGGAAGCUACACUGUGCAGAUGGUAAAGAUGCAGCGGGUACCGGGACCCAAGGACCCAGCGGAGCUGACUUACUACACCCUGUACAACGGGAAGCCUUUGCUGGGGACUGCAGCUGCCAAGAUCCUGAGCACCAUUGACUCCCAAAGGAUGGCCUUGACCCUGCAUCAUGUUGUCCUUCUGCAAGCUGACCCUGUGGUGAAGAAUCCACCCAACAACCUGUGGAUCAUCGCCGCAGUGCUGGCGCCCAUCGCCGUGGUCACGGUCAUCAUCAUCAUCAUCACUGCCGUGCUCUGCCGGAAGAACAAGAACGACUUCAAGCCAGACACCAUGAUGAACCUGCCUCAGAGAGCAAAGCCUGUGCAAGGCUUUGAUUAUGCCAAGCAGCACCUGGGCCAGCAAGGGGCAGAUGAGGAGGUCGUCCCUGUGACUCAGGAAACAGUGGUCCUCCCACUCCCUGUUAGAGAUGUUCCUGCCUCUCAGGAAAGAGACAUCACCCAGGACGGAAGCACCAUCAAGACAGCCAAGUCCACCGAAACCAGAAAGAGCAGGUCGCCCAGCGAGAAUGGCUCUGUCAUCAGCAACGAAUCAGGGAAGCCCAGCUCAGGGAGGCGCUCGCCCCAGAAUGUCAUGGCACAGCAGAAAGUGACAAAGGAGGAGGCACGGAAGAGAAAUGUGCCGGCAAGUGAUGAAGAGGAAGGAGCGGUGCUUUUUGACAACUCUGGCAAGGCGGCUGCCGAUCCCUUCGACACAUCUUCUGGAUCUGUACAGCUCAUUGCAGUAAAACCCACAGCCCUCCCUGUGGUGCAUCCCACAUCGGACAGGAGCCAGGAGUCGGCAGCCCUCAACGGUGAGGUGAACAAAGCCCUGAAGCAGAAGUCAGACAUCGAGCACUAUCGGAACAAGCUGCGCCUCAAAGCCAAGAGGAAGGGAUAUUACGACUUCCCCCCGGUGGAGACGAGCAAGGCUCAGACAGAAAGGAAAAAGAUGUACGAGAAGACCCAAAAGGAAAUCGAGCACGUUUUGGAUCCAGACCCAGAACUGUGUGCCCCAUUUGCUGAGUCUAAAAACAGGCAACAGAUGAAGAACUCUGUCUACCGAAGCCGGCAGUCUCUGAACAGCCCGAGUCCAGGGGAAACAGAGAUGGACCUUCUGGUGACUCGGGAGCGACCCCGGCGUGGGAUCCGCAACAGCGGAUAUGAUACGGAGCCUGAGAUCAUAGAAGAAACCAACAUUGACAGAGUGAAUGAGCCCCGGGGCUACGGCAGGUCAAGGCAGGUGAAGGGCCACUCGGAGACGUCCACGCUGAGCUCCCAGCCCUCCAUCGACGAGGUCCGGCAGCAGAUGCACAUGCUGCUGGAGGAGGCCUUCAGCCUGGCGUCCGCGGGCCACGCAGGCCAGGGCCGGCACCAGGAAGCCUAUGGCUCAGCACAACACCUGCCCUACUCGGAGGUGGUGACCAGCGCUCCGGGGACCAUGACACGGCCCAGGGCAGGAGUGCAGUGGGUGCCCACCUAUCGCCCAGAAAUGUACCAGUACAGUCUGCCUCGGCCGGCAUACAGGUUUUCCCAGCUUCCUGAAAUGGUCAUGGGCUCUCCCCCUCCACCUGUACCUCCCCGGACUGGCCCCGUGGCUGUUACUUCUCUCAGGCGGUCCACCUCGGACGUGGGCAGCAAGACCAGGAUGGCCGAGUCCGCGGGGCCCGAUCCCGCCCAGCUGCACGACAGUGCCUCCUUCGCGCAGGUGUCCCGAGGCCCCGUGUCCGUGGCGCAGUUGGAUCAGUCGGCUUUAAAUUACUCAGGUAAUACGGUGCCGGCAGUGUUUGCCAUCCCAGCUGCCAACAGACCUGGCUUUACCGGCUACUUCAUCCCAACGCCUCCCUCGUCCUACAGGAACCAGGCCUGGAUGUCCUAUGCAGGAGAGAAUGAGCUCCCAAGCCAGUGGGCCGAUUCGGUCCCCCUCCCAGGGUACAUCGAGGCUUACCCCCGGUCGCGUUACCAGCAGAACUCUCCCUCCAGACUCCCUCGCCAGUACAGCCAGCCUGCAGGUAUGCACCCCAGCCUGGAGCAGGCCCCGGGGCCGUCUGCCGCGGCCUCGCAGCAGAGCCUGGCCGAGAACGACCCGUCUGACGCGCCCCUGACCAACAUCUCCACCGCGGCCCUCGUGAAGGCCAUCCGGGAGGAGGUGGCCAAGCUGGCCAAGAAACAGACAGACAUGUUUGAGUUCCAGGUCUAAUACCUCAGCCCCAUGGAACUUACAGACUCCGAGGGAACAGUCUUCCGGUGUCUCAGCCUGACCUGCUGGGACUUGAGGCACAGACCACGUGGGAGUCUUUCUUACCCUCUGAACAGGUGAACAGUGGGGCUUCUGGGCAACAGAGGAGACUCUCGGCCAGCCGAAUUCUUGGCUUCUUCAGCUGAUUGUACGUCAAGAAGUCCCCACGUGGGACCUUAUGUCUGAUAUUCUGUGAAGUUAAAUGUUUGAACUGUGGGUGUAUUUCCCUAUGGAGCCUUAGUCGCAAGAGACACUAAUUGAUCUGCAGAUCCCUGUCCAAUGCCACAUUUUACUAAGUCACCAGAAGGGGGAGAACAUAGCUCUGUCUUCGGUGAGUUCUGCAUGUUAACUCUGUUUCUGUGUUAAAGGCGACGCAGGCAUCUGACUAAGCACCAGACCGCACCCUCUCUCGUUCAGCCGUGACUGUAACCAUUACCUCCUUUGGUCUGCAAAGGAGGCACUGACUCCGGCCAAGAAACUCGAGUCCUUUUCUUUUACAGGUUCAGGUUUGAAGUCAGAUGAAUUGGAUGAAAAUCAGUACUGUCUAUGACUACACCUAUAAAUAGUCCUGGCUCUUUUUUUCCCUCCCGUUCAUUAAACAAAGGCCAAGGAAGAGAGGAGGUUGAGGGGGAAUGGUGGGUUUGGGUUGACAGGUUUUUUGAAAAGGUGUUGUCGUUUUGGAACUGGAGUACCCUGCAAGGUCGUAUCUAACUGAAAGGGAAUCGGUGCUAAGAGCUUUUAGGAUCCUACAGAAGAAAAA
Molecule: messenger RNA, 7132 nt
Organism: Mirounga angustirostris (Northern elephant seal)
Lineage: Eukaryota; Metazoa; Chordata; Mammalia; Carnivora; Phocidae
Product: KIAA1549 like
Source: RefSeq, a predicted model, not a curated record